AUGGCGGACGCACGUUGUGAUAAUCACCGGAACAUGACCAUUUCAGUUGCACUGCUAGCUGUUACAUUAUGCAUUGUGUUUUUGGCAUAUUAUGCUUUCUCCGAAAACCACAUUGACUCUUCCGAAUCGACCGUAAUAUUUGCAACAGUCGUUUUUCGGCAUGGAGAACGAUCGCCCACUGGACUAUAUCCAAAUGACCCACAUCAUGAUGAUUUUAAAUGGAUUGGCGGUUUCGGUGCCCUGACAUUGAGAGGGGCGUUACAGGGUUUCAAGCUUGGAGAGAAAGUUCGAAAAAGGUACACGCAUCUGUUGCCAUCAAAUGGAUUUUACACAACAAAUGAAAUGUACGUGUCGAGCUCUUCAACUGAAAGGUGUUUGAUGACCGCUCAAAGUUUUCUAGCCGCGCUCCUUCCGCCACCGAACAAUGGCCAAAAUCUUUUACCUAUCAAAUGGCAACCGGUUGCUAUAAAUUCGGUACCACGAGACAGAGAUAAACUCAUUUCUCAAAAAGCCAACUGCCCGAAGUAUGACGACCUUUUAGCUAAAAUGUAUUCAGACCCACCCGAAGAGCUGAGAAAGUUUCUUCAAGACAAUACGGAAUUAUUUGAAUACAUCAGCAAACACACGGGAGCGAAUAUUUCGAAUGUUCAUCAAGGAGAACAGUUAUACAAUAUAUUGUCAAUAGAAAAGAAAAAUGGCUUGAAGUUGCCCAAAUGGACGGAAUCCGUAUUUCCAGAUAAAUUAUUAGCUCUGGCCGAACGUAAUCUAGCCGUGCUUACCGAAACAGAUUACAUGAAACAAAUUAAGGGAGGCUUCUUUGUCACCGAUGUCCUCGAUAAAAUGGUUAGAAAAAAGAACAAUCAGCUGGAGCCAGAUAGAAAGCUCUUCAUUUACUCUGGACAUGAUGUCACUUUGGUCAAUGUAAUGCGUGCACUUGAUAUCAUUCCGCAAACUACGAGGAAACCGGAUUUUGCAGCUGCUUUAUAUUUCGAACUACACCAGAACCCUCUCAUCGUUGGCGAUUUAGAAGUUAAGAUUUUCUACAGCUUCAAUCAUGAAAGUGAGUUGAAACGAAUUGAUAUACCCAACUGUGAUUCGCCUUGCUCAUUAGAAACGUUCAGCAACGUAUUGCAGCCAAUCAUCGUUCAUGAUUACGAAGAAAUGUGCAAAUUAUGAAUAAUUUCAUGUUCGUCAAUCGCAACAACUUUUAAAAUUUUAUUUAAACCACUUGUCCGAAAUAAAAUUUAGCUUUUACAACUUUCCAAACAA
This is a messenger RNA of Sitodiplosis mosellana (orange wheat blossom midge), 1269 nucleotides long. Its product is annotated as lysosomal acid phosphatase. Gene Ontology annotation, biological process: dephosphorylation. NCBI's taxonomy places the organism in Eukaryota, Metazoa, Arthropoda, Insecta, Diptera, Cecidomyiidae. The transcript has 9 exons. Gene Ontology annotation, molecular function: phosphatase activity. Bases 1 to 1176 code for a protein of 391 amino acids. The record is from RefSeq and is a predicted model, not a curated record.